AUGGCGCCUCCAAGAAGGGGAACGACGUCCAUGGACGUCGCCGCCAUGGAUUUCUCCCGGUCAAGGCUCCACACCACCAACACCGCAUCCAGCUCCAGGCACCGGAGAACCAAGACGACCCGGUCCAGAUCUGACGCGGUGGAGCACGCAGGGCAGCAGAAGGGGAAAGGGGCGGCCAGAUCUGGAGCCGCAAGAGGCCAGAAGCCCCACCGCCGGCGCCGCGGAUCUCGUCCGUCGGAGGGCUUGCUGCCCGCGCAGCCAAGCCCACCGGACCACACCCGCGCCACCACCAGCCAAGGAGACGGUGGCGCCUCACCGAACGAGGCCGCCGCCCCGGAUACCGACACCCCCCGCUGGAGAAACGGAGCAGCAGAGGCCCCGCCGCCACCUUCCUUGGCCACGCCCCGGGGUUCCUCCCGCGCCUCCGCUGCCGCCGGCCACCCUCCCCUCCACUCCCGCGCCUCCAGCCGCUGGCCGCGCGCGCCGCGCCGUGCCCCACCUCCCCCCUCCCGGCCCGCCCCCCGCGUCGCCUCCCCGAGCGAGGCGACCGGGGGCCCAUCUUCCCGCCCUCCAGCGCCUCCCCCUCCCCUUCCCUUCCUCCCGCCGCCGCCGGCCUGCGCCACUGGGCCCUGCUCGCGUGGUGUUGGCGGCGGCGGCGGCCUUCCCUUCCCCGCGCGCGGUGCCGUGGCUCGGGUGGUGGCGUCCCGCGGCGGUGCUCCUCGGUCGACGGUGGUUCCGGCAGCGGCGGCUGCUCCUGGCGGCGCAGCUCCGGGUGGCCUAGAGGUAGCGGCGCGGCCACUUGGCGGCGGGCUGGCGCGGUGGAUGGUGGCGGCGCCCUCCCGCCCAGAUCUAGUCCCUUUUGGGCCCCAUCUGGGUCUGGGCGGGCCUGACUCGGUCUCGCCUGCGGCGUCUCCGGCGGGGGCGGAGGUGGCGCGGCUCGUGCGGGGGGGUUGUGGAGACGGCGACACGUCUACUGCAGCUCAGCAACGGGUGCUUCACGAGCCUCUUUUGGGCUCGGCCGGGCCUCGAGGGCCUGGUACGCUCCCCUUGUCGCGUCCGGUCGGUGACCGCCGAUGGCGGUGGAGGUUGUCUCCUCCGGCGUGGCUGCUGUCGCUGGCGCUCGUCGUUCCCGGCUGCUCCCUCUCGUCCUCGUCGGUCUCGCUUCGAUGA
Aegilops tauschii subsp. strangulata is the source of this 1170-nucleotide messenger RNA. The record is from RefSeq and is a predicted model, not a curated record. NCBI's taxonomy places the organism in Eukaryota, Viridiplantae, Streptophyta, Magnoliopsida, Poales, Poaceae.